CCCGCUAGCCAGUGCAACACUGGCUCGAUCCAGUGCUGCGACAGUGUUCAGCAGGCUACGAGUCCCGAUGCUACCGGGCUCUUUGGUCUGCUCAACAUCGUUCUGACCGAGUUGGACGUCCUCGUUGGCAUCACAUGCAGCCCGCUGUCUCUCAUCGGCAUUGGCGGUAACAGCUGCUCUGCGAGCCCCGUCUGCUGCGAGAACAAUAGCUUCGGCGGACUCAUCUCCAUCGGCUGUAUUCCGAUCAUCCUUGAACUUUGA
Messenger RNA from Punctularia strigosozonata HHB-11173 SS5, 261 nucleotides. Its product is annotated as fungal hydrophobin. Gene Ontology annotation, cellular component: fungal-type cell wall. NCBI's taxonomy places the organism in Eukaryota, Fungi, Basidiomycota, Agaricomycetes, Corticiales, Punctulariaceae. The record is from RefSeq and is a predicted model, not a curated record. Gene Ontology annotation, molecular function: structural constituent of cell wall. The annotation marks the transcript as partial. The transcript is spliced from 3 exons.